This is a messenger RNA of Cygnus olor (mute swan), 5091 nucleotides long. RefSeq names its product Abelson helper integration site 1 (gene AHI1). Lineage: Eukaryota; Metazoa; Chordata; Aves; Anseriformes; Anatidae. Gene Ontology annotation, biological process: motile cilium assembly. The transcript has 26 exons. Gene Ontology annotation, cellular component: ciliary basal body. Bases 363 to 4109 code for a protein of 1248 amino acids. The record is from RefSeq and is a predicted model, not a curated record. Gene Ontology annotation, molecular function: protein binding.
GCCGUGAGGGGCGCGCGCGGCGCAUGCGCGCUGUUUCCCUGGCAGCUGGUAUUGUUUUCGGCCGAACCACCUGCGUGGCGCUGCGGAGGCGGGGGGGCGAGGGCGAGACCAUUGGAGGAGUUAGACGGGGGCGGCUGCAGUAGCAGCAGCAGCAGCAGCACUACUGGUACUAGUACUAGGAGCAGCAGCAGCACAACUGGUGUAGUCUGGGUGUCCGGUGAAUGUGCGAGUGACGUCUAACAAAAGGUGUUCUGCAGGGAGGACUUGGAGCUGCUGCCUGAUGUGCUGUUGGAAGGGCAGAAUGGUGAAUUCUGAGGAAGAAGCAUCUGGUGUGCUGAGCCGCUUUUAACUGAGGACUGAAAAUGCCAGCAGUUGAAAGUGAGGCAAAGGCAAAAACCAAAGUUCGCUUUGAGGAAAUCUUCAGACGUCAUGCUGGCCUAACAGACAACAAGAAAUCAAAGAAAAAGAAGUUCCACUCUCAAGAGAAUAUUGUGCUUGACACCUUUAGAACUAAUAUUGAUCUAACUAAAGAAAGUGGGAAUGAUGAAGCAAUUAUACACAACACAUAUAAACCUGAAGAAGAGAGUCCCCGAUUUACAAAAAAUAAACUCAGAGAGAAAGCAUCAAUUGCAGAGAAGAUAAAUAAUGAUAUUGUUAGUGGAGAGGCAAACAAGCAACCGAAGUCUAACAAGAAGAAAAAGAAAUCACUGUUACAAGAACAAUUUAAUGAGGAGGAAAAUUUAUAUGAAGCUAAACUGGAGAGUUUUGAAAAAAAGAUAAAUGAUUUUCCAAAGAAAAAAACAAAAAGUAAAUCACAAACAGAUGUACCUCAUCAAGAAGGUGAUAGAAAGAUUAAAAAUUCCUUGACUGAAGUGAGAAAUGUAACUGAAUUAGAAGAGGAAGAAGAACUAAUUCAAGCCUAUCAGCUGCAUGUGGCUGAGGAAGAGGUAAAUGCAAUUAAAAAGAAAAUAAGAAUGAAACUUAAAGAACAGAUGUCUGAAUUUACUUCCACUGUUCAAAGCCACGAAGUUGCACUGAAUGAUGAAGUGGGCAAAAAGAAGAAAAAGAAGAAAGAAAUCACAGUAUUUUGUGAAGCUGAAACAAGUGCAAUGUCCCUUUCUGAGCUACAGCAUCACCCAGCAGAAGAUAGCAAUGAAAAUCAUUCAUUGGAAAGGCAAUUUGUAUCAGAAGGACAGAACCUGGAGGAAAGCAUGGAAAAACAGAAACCAAAAGCAAAGAAGGUUAAAAAGAAAACCAAAAAAGAAGAUAACACAGGAGUUACUGCAGAAAAUGAUGAGGAAAUGAAGGAUUCAGAAGUUUCAGUUCAGUCUAAAUUUGGUUUUGAUGAUGAUCUUGUAUUGGGAGUUUAUAUCCAUCGAUCUGAUCGACUUAAAACUGAUCUCCUGGUAUCUCAUCCUAUGGUUAAAAUCCACGUUGUUGAUGAAAGAAGUGGCUUAUAUGUCAAGAAGGAUCAUAGCGAGAGGAAAGUUUCAUCUUAUUAUGAAGAAGAACAAAUAGAGCAUGUUCUUCCUAUUAUGACGCAACCAUAUGACUUCAGACGGUUUAAAUCAACAGUUCCAGAAUGGGAGGAGCAAGUAAUAUUUAAUGAGCGCUUUAGUUAUUUUAUUCAAAAUACUGAAGAAAGCCCUCGGGUAAUUCUGUUUUUUGAGAUCCUUGAUUUUCUAAGUAUGGAUGAAGUGAGAGCCAACUCUGAUACACAAAUUCAGGAAUGUGGUUUCCGAAAAAUCUGUUGGGCAUUUCUAAAGCUUGUUGGUGCAAAUGGAAUUCUAAACAUUGAUGGAAAACUCCGUCUGCAACUGUAUUACCCACCUCCAAAGACCAGGUCACAUUCAAAUGUUGUUGAGGUUUAUGACUGGUGGGCAAGAUGUCCUAGAAAUCGUUAUCCAUCAACUUUGUAUGUAACCAUAAGAGGCAUAAAACUUCCAGAUCACGUUGCUCCUUCUUUCCGUUCUAUGGCGGCUGUUCAGCAGGAAAAAAGUAGUGCAACACUGUGUGAGCUUCAGAGAGAGGGAUCUAAAAAAUCAUGUGAAAUCACUUCUCCAGAGGAGAAAAAGGAACAACUUAAAUGGACAAGAUUGCCUGGACAGGCUUGUCGCAUACCAAACAAACAUCUGUUUUCACUGCGAGGUGGAGAUAUGGGUUGUUUCUGUAUUCGUUUCUCGCAUGAUGGGAAAACCCUGGCAGCAGCAUGUGCUGGAAGGAAUGGAUACCCCAUUGCUUUGUAUGAAAUUCCUUCUGGACAAUUCCUGAGAGAAUUUUAUGGUCACCUUAACAUUGUGUAUGAUCUUUGUUGGUCAAAGGACAAUCAAUACCUUCUUACUGCAUCCUCUGAUGGUACCGUCAGAAUGUGGAAAAUUGAAACACGGGCUGCAUCUGCAGUGAGAGUUUUCCCUCAUCCUUCAUUUGUUUACACUGCAAAGUACCACCCAGUUGCUGACUCUUUGGUGGUGACAGGAUGUUAUGAUUCUGUAAUUAGAAUCUGGAAUGCAAAUGUGAAAGAAAUCCAUGGGCAACUGCUACAGGAGCUUGAUGGUCACAAAAGUUUCAUCAACACACUUUGUUUUGAUGCAGAAGGGCUCCACAUGUUCUCGGGAGAUAGUUCAGGACUGAUAAUAGUUUGGGAUACAUCUGUGAAAGGAAGUUCUCAACACCUAUUUCAACACUGGAGAAUUAAUAAGGAAAUAAAAGAAAAUGAUAUUAGAGGAACUCCAGUAAAUCAUUUGGAGGUGCAUCCAAAUGGAAGGCGUUUAUUAAUACAUGCCAAAGACAGUACCCUGAGAGUUAUGGAUCUCAGAAUUUUGGCUACAAAGAAAUAUAUAGGUGCCACAAAUUACAGAGAAAAGAUUCACAGCACCUUAACACCAUGUGGCACGUUCCUUUUUUCUGGAAGUGAAGAUGGGAAGGCGUAUGUUUGGAAUCCAGAAACAGGAGAUCAGGUGGCAAUAUAUUCUGAACUUUCUUUCACAUCUCCGCUUCGUGAUGUUGCCUUUCAUCCACAUGAACACAUGGUGUCAUUUUGUGCCUUUGGUCAAAACCAACCCAUACUUGUAUAUAUUUAUGAUUAUAAAGUUGCACAACAGGAAGCUGAACUUGUAAAAGAUCUCAGCUCAUCACUUACCUCAGCUGCACCAAGAGGGCCACAAAUUUUUAGCAGUUUUUCUGAAAUUCCAAUGCAAAAAAGUUCAGUGAUGUCUCCAGCAGAUCAUUUUGUCAGCGUUGCAAGAACAUCAAUGAGAAUGCAAAAGCUGAAACAAAAACUUGAUUCUGUUAUGGCAAGCUCAAAUCUCUUGCUUCCUGCGCCAUCAUCACUGUCACCACACUCCAAGCUAAGACUGCCGAGCACUCUGAGCACUCCACUGAAUCCUCUGUAUGCUUUCACAGCUAAAAGUGGGUGUUUCAGCCCAGUAGGAAAUCCUCUUAGCGGAACACUAUUGGGUAGAAUACAGACGAAUGAUGACUGCCUAGCUGCACUGGGGGAAAGAGGAGGAAACAGUUGCCCACUCAGGCAAGAGACAGUAGUGGCUCUUUAUGACUACACAGCGCAUCGAUCAGAUGAGCUAACCAUCCAUCGCAGUGACAUUAUCCAAGUGUUAUACAAAGAUAAUGAUAACUGGUGGUUUGGCAGCCUAGCAAAUGGACAGCAAGGCUAUUUUCCAGCUAAUUAUGUGGCUGGUGAAAAAGAAUAUGAAGAACAGCCUUCAGGAUUAGUAUCGGAUUCUGCUCCACUUCUGCCUGAAGGACCCACAGAAGCAAAGGAAGGUUCUCCAACACUACAAAAGAUGUCACCAGUCAUCCGUAAGACGGGGGACCUGAAAUGUAUCUCAGGUCAUGACACAGAUAGAGACUCACCUGCAACACAAGGUGUAAAGAAAAAGAAGAAAAGGAUACAGAAGAACGAGACAGAAAAUCAGACCAACUUAAUGGGUCUCGAUUCUUCUGUAUCAUCAGUUACAGCUAAUGGUGUUGAAAAUGAACCUACAGCCCAUGGGGUGGAAUUGAAGAAGAAGAAAAGGGCAGCGAGAGGCUUGAACUUGAGCAAAAGUGGAAAGACAAAUAUUGCCUUUGAGCCUGAAUGCUAUGACGUAUAGUCAUAAUUUAAUUCCAAAUACCAAUGUGACAUUCAGUAUACACACAGAAAUGUAUUUGAAUGAUGCAACUUCAAUCUUGCUUCUAAGAUCGACAAGAAAAAACAACAACAAAGAACUAAAAUACACAAAAUGGUGGCAGUUGUGACUUAACAGUGGUGUAACCCUGUUCAAAAUAAUUUUGAUCAGGGUUCCUUGAAAUUAACAGAACUUGAAUGUCCAGCUCCUCACUAGACUGGUAAAAUCUGAAAUGCACUUUCAUAUUUUGUGAGAAUCCCACUGACAAAUACAAUGUUAACCAUCUGGUUAUAUCCUAAGUUAGGCUAAGCAGGCAUUUCUGUGGACUGCAGAUCAGUCUAUUGUGAGCAGAGAAUUGAGUCCAAAAGUGUGAUCUAGAACAAAACAAACCCAACCACAACAAAAGUUCUUGAAUUAGCUUUUUUUUUUUUUUUUGUAUAUAAAAUAGAGCAGUGUUCAGGAUGGUGAAGUUCCAAAGGAAUGCUGACAUUACAAUGUACCUGAAAACAUGAGCUUUUAUUUAUUAUUUUUUUUCCGACAUGAAAUAUUCACUUGGACCACAUAGUGCAGCACUUAAGCAAAUUGUUGAGUAACUACCUAUGCAACUGGUCAGACUUCAGUGGGACUGUUCAUGCUUUCCAAUCCAAAUAAGUGUUGCAAAUUCCAGGCACUUAUAUUUUCAAAUGAGAUUUUUAUGCGUAUAAUAAAGGUGCAUUGCAGUUUUGUCAGAGUUCCUGGCUGCUUUGGCAGCAGUCUUGCCAAAUAAGUGUUCUUUCUUCUGAAUGAAAUAUUUCAUUAUCAAACUGUGUAUUGUUAUACUUUUUCUUGUAGUCUUUAUUCAGCUGUAUGUGUCAUUAAUCUUUUUUUUUUUUGCUUGAGUAUUAUGUUGUGAACUUUUACUAAUAACUUUGCUAAUUAUCUACAAUUCUAAAUAAUUUAUGUUUUAUAUUAAAUGAAACACUUCCUA